AUGGCCUUUGGAACACUGUAUACGUAUACUCCCAACGCACGGAUCUUGAAGAUCCAGGCUGCAGCCCAGAUCAAUGGGCUCGACAUCAAUCUAGCUCCCGAUUUCCAGAUGGGGAUCACCAACCGCUCGCCCGAGUUUCUAGCAAAAUUCCCCAUGGGCAAGGUUCCCUGCCUGGAAACUUCCCAUGGAGCGCUCCUGUUCGAAUCUGAUGCCAUUGCUCAGUUCGUUGCUGACAGUGGUCCCCAUCGCGAACAGCUCCUUGGGCGCGAUGCUCUCGAACGUGCCUCGAUCCGUCAAUGGAUCUGCUUCGCUGACCAUGAGAUCAUGGACCCGAUCAUCCAACUGGUGAUGUGGCGAGUUGGGAUGGCGGCAUUUGAUGUCACGGUCGAGGAGCGAUCCAUGGCCGCUCUCCGCCGGGGACUGCAGUGUCUCGAAAGACAUCUGGCGGUAGGACAGUGGGUGGUUACCGAAGGAAAGCUGAGCCUGGCGGAUCUCUCGCUGGCUAGUGCUUUAUACUGGGGAUUCAUGCAGGUGAUUGAUGCAAAGAUGCGCGAGGAAUUCCCCUCGGUGACUCGAUGGUAUCACCGGGUCAUCGGCCAGGAGGAGAUCCGCUGUGUUUUUUCCGAGGCGACUUUUAUCAGCGCGAGACAAGAGCACCCUUAG
Aspergillus pseudoviridinutans is the source of this 663-nucleotide messenger RNA. RefSeq names its product glutathione S-transferase family protein. The transcript is spliced from 2 exons. The record is from RefSeq and is a predicted model, not a curated record. Gene Ontology annotation, biological process: translational elongation. Gene Ontology annotation, cellular component: nucleus; cytoplasm. NCBI's taxonomy places the organism in Eukaryota, Fungi, Ascomycota, Eurotiomycetes, Eurotiales, Aspergillaceae. The coding region runs from base 1 to 663 and encodes 220 amino acids.